Molecule: messenger RNA, 683 nt
Organism: Syzygium oleosum
Lineage: Eukaryota; Viridiplantae; Streptophyta; Magnoliopsida; Myrtales; Myrtaceae
Product: probable small nuclear ribonucleoprotein F
Exons: 5
Coding region: 152-418 (88 amino acids)
Biological process (GO): spliceosomal snRNP assembly; mRNA splicing, via spliceosome
Cellular component (GO): catalytic step 2 spliceosome; U1 snRNP
Molecular function (GO): RNA binding
Source: RefSeq, a predicted model, not a curated record
ACUUCAUCUCUUCAACGAAAAUUUGAAGCUGGCAAAACCCUAAAAUUUCCCGCGAUUCGGAGGCAAGCGGAGCUGCGCAAGUGGAGGAGAAUCCUCGCGCCUUUCCUUCUCUGCGAACCCCCCAAAAUUCCCUCUGCUCCUUCCUCUUCCGAUGGCCACUAUUCCAGUUAAUCCUAAACCUUUCUUGAACAACUUGACUGGGAAGCCAGUUAUUGUGAAGCUUAAGUGGGGCAUGGAAUACAAAGGUUUUCUUGUCUCGGUGGAUUCCUACAUGAAUUUGCAGCUUGCCAACACAGAAGAAUACAUAGAUGGACAAUUCACUGGAAGUCUGGGAGAGAUUCUGAUCAGAUGUAACAAUGUCCUGUAUCUUCGAGGCGUCCCAGAGGAUGAAGAUCUAGAAGAUGCAAAUCAGGACUAAAUGUGAUUCGGCUUCAAAUAUCAAACAUUUAGCUUUAUGCAGUUCUGAGUGAAGUUGAAUGUGAUUCAUCCAAAAAAACCUUAAUCAUUAAAAACGAGAGCUGGAUUUCAUAUUGUAAUUAUGUGUCUUUCUGGCGAUGCAUCAUCCAUGGCCUCGUAUGUGAAUUUGGUGGGACGACUUGAGUUUAACUUGUAUUCGGCUAGAGUUAAGCUUUCAAAUACGUUGGGCUUUCUGAUCAGUGCAAUGUAAGGUCAUUAUUUCUGCA